UUUGAUAGCUACAUACGGGUCUAUCAGGGCUAACAUCGACUAGUCGACUGGAUAGACUGGUGGGUAGCCACCGACAAUGAAUGUCGGCUGAUGGGAUGCAGCUAGCCCCACGAUGGAUAUCGGCACCCUUGGUCGGAGUGCGGUAGGUAUUGGCGUGUUGUUGGCUGUGUGCAUCGACAAGUUGUGGUGUUUUCGUUUGUUUUUCUUUACUUACCCGGCUGCGCCUCGCCAGUGACAUGCGACGGCUGCGUAGAGGCUUGCGGACAUUCGCUGGAUCGAACGCAACUGCGCACUUACAUAUACAUACACCUCACACAGAAUCAACGGCUGCCGCCGCCACAUCUGACUUCCUGCUGCUGGUCACGAAAUUCAUCGUGACUACCGAUUGAGCCAAGCGUGCGACUCAGCCGGCUCGGUCCAUCCUCAGCUACGGGCUCGCCGCUAGCACUGGACUUAGGUAGUCAUUGAACGCCCCCAACCAUGCUUCUCCGCAUCACAGCAUGGCGGAGAGCCACAAGAGCGCCGCCAUAGAUUGUCACUUGCCUGGCCCCCCGUAUUCACUCAGUCAUUACUCGGUCUUCUCGUCCGCACUUAUUCUCCACACUCCCCCUUUAUUUCUUCAUGUUUGCUAUAAUGUAGAUAUGCAUUCUGGUGGCCUUCAUGUCUCCCCUACCUUUGGAACCUCGAACGCGCAAUGUGGCCGAGACCGAUCCACGGCCUCCCGGAUCCGAUGCUCUGGUUCUCGAAGCUUGGGCUCAAGGAUACAUGGUCGGGUCGCUGGUUGUCAUGAUUGCUAUCACGAUGGCAAACAUGCGGAGAGGUGUGCGAUUACACAAGCUGAUUCUUAUCGAGCUUGUUUUUGGACUCUGGCAAGGCUUUUGGCUCUUUCCUCAGAGUUCCCCGAAUCGUCGGAUCGAUACGUGGUGGCUGUCGGUGGCUGCUAUCCCGCUCAACGUCUCAUGGAUUCUCCACAAUGUCGUAUCUUGGAUGAAAAUAAAACCUUUCUUCUCGCCUCUCUGGAAUAAAGUUUAUAUUGGGACUGUCGUACUAUCCAUUCCCUACUGGAUCGUAGAGGUAUACGCAAAUUUCGCAUACUUCCACUAUGGGAACGCGAUAUUCAAUACGACAAGACCUUUGGAAUUACUAUUUCGCGAUCCAUGGUGGAUCAUCUCCACUGUCUAUCUAUUCAUCGUGAUCAAAACACAAUACGACCUCAAGCUCAAAGAAAUCAUCCGCAUCUCUCCAAGAUUCGGCAUCAUGCUUGCGUCAAUGUUAGUCGCCAUCGUCUUCGUCAUCUGCGAUGUUCUCUCCGUCACGAAAGCCAUCAAACUCGCCAGCGACAUGGGCAUUAACCCGUUCUGGAAGCUUGCCUUUGUCUUCAAAUGCCUGACCGACUCUGUGAUCCUCGAUGACUUCAAGAUUGCUCUAGAUCGACUUCGAGCGUUCAAGAUUAGUCGGCUGGGCAGUUUCUCGGGUGAUCACAGCGAUAAACGGACCCCUAACGCCUCGCAUCAAAUUAAAUCGUGGAGCGAUGAGGAAAAGGCUGCAAAACCUCGUCAGGGAGAACGGCGAGGAUCAAAGGCACUCGAAGAAGUGGAGCAUAGCCUUGAUGGCCCGACCCCCACCAACCUCGACGGCGCGCGCAAGUUCAAUUUGACUAAGAAUUCGGUUGAGCAUAUCGAAUAUGCGUCUCCCGGAUAUACUGUUCCUACUGUCAUCCAUCCCACCAGAGUAAACCCUGCAGCAUCUGAGCAUCUCCACUGGAGCGAUACUUUUGAUCUGAAUGCAGCGCCCAGUAGUGCUGCAGGGGAAUACGCAGUAGCGCCGAACCAGCAAGAUGAGCCUCAAUGGCCUAUGCCGUCUCCGAAAACAACUUGA
Molecule: messenger RNA, 1878 nt
Organism: Periconia digitata
Lineage: Eukaryota; Fungi; Ascomycota; Dothideomycetes; Pleosporales; Periconiaceae
Source: the annotation of a GenBank genome assembly